Molecule: messenger RNA, 1455 nt
Organism: Chrysochloris asiatica (Cape golden mole)
Lineage: Eukaryota; Metazoa; Chordata; Mammalia; Afrosoricida; Chrysochloridae
Product: synaptotagmin-10-like
Exons: 6
Coding region: 1-1455 (484 amino acids)
Biological process (GO): regulation of dopamine secretion; regulation of calcium ion-dependent exocytosis; cellular response to calcium ion
Cellular component (GO): membrane
Molecular function (GO): clathrin binding; calcium-dependent phospholipid binding; calcium ion binding
Source: RefSeq, a predicted model, not a curated record
AUGAGUUUCCACAAGGAGGAUGGAGUAAGCAGCCUAUGCCAGAAGGCGCUGCACAUCGUCACCGAGCUGUGUUUCGCUGGCCAGGUGGAAUGGGAGAAGUGUUCGGGCAUCUUUCCCCCAGACAGGGGCAGCCAGGGCGGAGGCAGCACAGAUAUUUCUGUCAGCCUGUUAGCUGUCAUUGUCAGCUUUUGUGGCCUGGCUCUGUUGGUUGUCUCACUCUUUGUCUUCUGGAAGUUGUGCUGGCCAUGCUGGAAAAGUAAACCUGUGACUUCCAAUGUCAGUGCUCUUCCACAGAGCAUCUCAAGUGCUCCUACUGAAGUAUUUGAGACUGAAGAGAAAAAAGAGGUUAAAGAAAAUGGAAGGCCAGCACUAACAACGGUUGAACCUGCAAUAAAAAUCAGCCACACUUCCCCAGAUAUCCCAGCCGAAGUUCAAACUGCUUUAAAAGAACAUUUAAUUAAACACGCCCGUGUGCAAAGACAGAUUACUGAGCCUACAUCUUCAUCCCGCCACAAUUCCUUCCGGAGACACCUACCAAGACAAAUGCAGGUUUCCAGUGUUGAUUUCAGCAUUGGCACAGAACCUGUUCUACAAAGAGGAGAAACUACAACCAGCAUUGGAAGGAUAAAGCCAGAACUCUACAAACAGAAAUCAGUUGACUCUGAAGGCAACAGGAAAGAUGAUGUCAAAACCUGUGGGAAGCUUAACUUCACCCUCCAGUAUAACUAUGAAAGUGAACUUCUAGUUGUUAAAAUUAUCAAAGCCUUAGAUCUCCCUGCUAAAGACUUCACAGGAACAUCUGACCCUUAUGUGAAGAUCUAUCUUCUUCCAGAUAGGAAAAAGAAAUUUCAGACCCGAGUGCACAGAAAGACUCUAAAUCCUUUAUUUGAUGAAACCUUUCAAUUUCUCGUGGCAUAUGAUCAACUAAGCAACCGAAAACUACAUUUCAGUGUAUAUGAUUUUGACAGAUUUUCUAGACAUGAUAUGAUUGGGGAAGUUAUUCUUGAUAAUUUGUUUGAAGUCUCUGAUCUCUCCAGGGAAGCCACAGUAUGGAAAGAUAUCCACUGUGCUACCACAGUAAAUCCUUAUGUCAAAGUGUCUCUGAUGUGUGAAGGUCGAAGAUUAAAAAAGAGAAAAACAACCACAAAGAAAAACACUCUUAACCCUGUGUACAACGAGGCCAUUAUUUUCGAUAUACCUCCCGAGAAUGUAGACCAGGUCAGCCUCUCCAUUGCAGUCAUGGAUUAUGAUAGGGUAGGACACAAUGAGGUCAUAGGAGUAUGUAGAACAGGACUGGAUGCUGAGGGUCUUGGGCGAGACCACUGGAAUGAAAUGCUGGCAUACCACCGGAAACCAAUAACCCACUGGCACCCCUUGUUGGAGUUACCUGGCCGAGCAACCAGUUUUGAUAGUCAAGGGUCCUGUUCAUCUCCCAAACCAGCUUCCACGCCAUAA